GCUACAAUGUCGAACGAUCGGCCUGCAUUUUCUUGUCUGCGUAGAUAUGCAACACAAAAAUAAUGAUAUGAAGUAACUGUCAUUACGUCUGCAAUCAAGUGCCCGGUUUUUGUAUCAACCAUGCCACGGGCAACUCCAUCUGCUAACUUCACCUGUCACUGACAUGGAUGUAUAUUAGCAUGGAAGCAUGCUAACGUUAACGGCCUGUAGCUAACUAGCGUGCUACCCCGGGAUCAUCAUUGAUUAACUGCAUCUCUGUCUAAGCUUAACUAGCUUGUUGGGUGCUUGGCUUUCAGUUAUUGCGAACUACAACACUGCAAGCUGCUCCUUUUUAUAUAUAAUUCUGAAUAUGACAUUUGAAAUCUGGCUAUGUAUGUACAGUAAAGACUACCGUUGCUCAGAACUUGGUUAGAAGGCCAUUUAACAAUUGCUGUGUUUGCAUGCCAACGUCAAUGCAAUGAAGAUAUGCGGGCUAGUGAUGUCGCACUUAGGUUUUGGAAUGUGGGGUGUGUGAGGAUGUCUUCUCUCUCCAAGGAGACAAGGUUCCGCGGCUACUGCUCUGUGGUCACACAGUUUGCCAUGACUGUCUAACCCGGCUGCCCCUGCAUGGCAGAGCCGUUCGUUGCCCCUUUGACAGACAGGUCACUGAAAUGGGGGACUCUGGUGUGUGGGGUCUGAAGAAGAACUUUGCACUUCUCGAGCUUCUGGAGAGGCUGCAGAAUGGUGCAUCCAACCAAUCGGGCAUAGCAGAGGACGCCCUCAAAGGCAUGGGUGAGAGUGUCAUUCGCUGCGAUGAGGACGAGAGCCACACAGCCACGAUGUACUGCACGGUUUGCGCCACCCACUUGUGCGCCGACUGCUCGCAGCUCACCCACUCCACCCGCACCCUGGCCAAACACCGGCGGGUGCCCCUGGCGGACAAGCCCCAUGAGAAGACGCUGUGUCCGCAGCACCAGGUCCAUGCCAUCGAGUUUGUCUGCCAGGAGGAGAUCUGCCAGCCCGGGCCCCUCAUGUGCUGUGUGUGUAAAGAGUACGGCAAGCAUCAGGGACACAAGCACGCGGUCCUGGAAGCAGAAGCCAAUCAGAUCCGUGCCUCCAUCCUGGACAUGGCCCACUGCAUCCGUACGUUCACGGAGGAGGUGUCGGAGUACUCCCGGAAGCUGGUCGGGAUCGUGCAGCAGAUCGAAGGAGGAGAACAGAUCGUGGAGGACGGCCUCGGCAUGACCCACACGGAACAUUCGUUUGUGGGUGUUCCCCAGGUCCCAGGCACUGCAGAGAGUGCGCGGUCCUGCGUACGGGCGUACUUUGCCGACCUCCACGAGACUCUGUGCCGACAGGAGGAGAUGGCGCUCAGUGUGGUAGAUGCCCACGUCAGGGAGCGACUCAUCUGGCUCCGUCAGCAACAGGAGGACAUGACCAUUCUGCUUUCCCAGGUCUCCACGGCCUGCCUGCACUGUGAGAAGACGCUGCAGCAGGAUGACUGCAGGGUGGUCCUGGCCAAGCAGGAGAUCAACAGAAGGUUGGAGACUCUGCAGAAACAGCAGCAGCAGUUCACUGAACUGGCUGACCACAUCCAGCUAGACGCUGGUAUCCCCGUCACAUUCACUAAGGACAACCGGGUCCACAUCGGCCCUAAGAUGGAGAUCCGAGUGGUGACCCUGGGACUAGACUGUGCAGGGAAAACCACCAUCCUCUUCAAGCUGAAACAGGACGAGUUUAUGCAGCCAAUCCCCACCAUAGGUUUUAAUGUGGAGACUGUGGAGUACAAGAAUCUCAAGUUCACCAUUUGGGACGUUGGUGGGAAACAUAAGCUACGGCCUCUAUGGAAGCAUUAUUAUCUGAACACACAAGCGGUGGUGUUUGUGAUUGACAGCUGUCACAGAGACAGGCUGAUGGAGGCCCACAGUGAACUGGCCAAACUGCUGACGGAGAAAGAGCUUAGAGAUGCCUUGCUGCUCAUCUUCGCUAACAAACAGGAUGUCCCGGGGGCGGUGUCAGUGGAGGAGAUGACAGAGCUGCUGAGCCUCCAUAAGCUGUGCUGUGGGAGGAGCUGGCACAUCCAGGGCUGUGACGCCCGCAGCGGAGCAGGGCUCCAUGAGGGCCUGGACUGGCUGUCCCGACAGCUGGUGGCUGCUGGCGUGCUGGAUGUGGCCUAAACCUCCACCUUCCCUUCCUGCGCGAGCUGGACCAGGCCUAGACUGCCCCUUCCUGCGCGGGCUGGACCAGGCCUAGACUGCCCCUUCCUGCGCGGGCUGGACCAGGCCUAGACUGCCCCUUCCUGCGCGGGCUGGACCAGGCCUAGACUGCCCCUUCCUGCCCGGGCUGGACCAGGCCUAGACUGCCCCUUCCUGCCCGGGCUGGACCAGGCCUAGACUGCCCCUUCCUGCGCGGGCUGGACCAGGCCUAGACUGCCCCUUCCUGCGCGGGCUGGACCAGGCCUAGACUGCCCCUUCCUGCGCGGGCUGGACCAGGCCUAGACUGCCCCUUCCUGCACGGGCUGGACCAGGCCUAGACUGCCCCUUCCUGCAGGGCUGGACCAGGCCUAGACUGCCCCUUCCUGCAGGGCUGGACCAGGCCUAGACUGCCCCUUCCUGCAGGGCUGGACCAGGCCUAGACUGCCCCUUCCUGCAGGGCUGGACCAGGCCUAGACUGCCCCUUCCUGCAGGGUGGAUGUGGCAUAACCCUCCACUAAUGACUGACUCCUGUUACCCCGUAACCCCUUCACACCCUGGAGGUCAGAACUACCAUAACCCCUUUAUACCCAGAACUACCCCUUCAUAUCAUGGAGGCCAGUUUCACCACAACACCUAUGGAUCUAAAACCUAAUCUCUUACCUGAUGAUGGACUUUCAAUAGACAUGGCCAUAAAGUCAUACCCCUUAUCGACAUCCCAGUUCCACCCAAAUCCCAUACCCUUCUCCCCAUAUUCUGGCUCUAAUACUGCUCCAUACCCAUCCAUACCAGAUCACUUAUCCUUCACCCGUUCUCCAUACCACUCCAGCCUUUCCCAUCCAUAACCUGCGGAUUCGCUUCUAACCCCUGGCCAAUUAACUCAUUGUUAGUCCUACCGCUUUGAGCUGUGCUCUCUUGUGGCUAUUAUUAAGGUGAACUAACAGUCUGGUACAGGUGAUAGAAAUCCUUUCAAGCUUAUUAAACUCCCAUGUCAUAGCAGAUGUUUCCGUUUGCUUAACUCAUUGGACAGGUUGCAGUUUGAUCUACUAGGCUGAGUUGAAGUAAUUGACUAGAAAUGUGACUUAUUCUGUGCCCAAACAGAGUGAAUAGUAUCCAUGGUCUUACAUCUUAUCUAUUAGCAGUUAAUAACCAAUAAUAACCAAUAAUCUGUUCAGUCUUGUGCAAAAUAUAUAUGCCGGGACGGCACAUGCAUGUUGCCAACUGUCCCCCAUUUAACAUCUCCCCCAGAAUCAGAUGUAUUCUCUAUUUCCAAUCCAUACUAAAGCAUUCAUUUAUACCCUAUAUAAAGAAUGUUAAACAUACAGGUCAGUACAUUCACACCUCAAUUAUUUAAGUCCAUUUUAGUUUACAGGACUAAGCGCGUGUGUGUACACAUCUUGUGGCUAUUCCACUCAUUAGGGCUUCACACAAUGGUAUUUAACUACUGGUCCCAUUUCCUGAUUGCAAUAUGGCACUGCAUUCAUGUCAGGUGUUAAUAAGUAUUGAAUACGUUAAUGGAAGUGUAGCAUCUGUUUUGGUAUUAGAGCACUUGUUGCAUUACAUUAUCAUGAGUCAUGUCAAAUGACACCACAGUAGAGAUUCGGGUUCAGCUAUUAUUUACAUUGGUUUAAAGGUUAUUGGUUACUAUAUAAACUGAGUUUACUGGAAAGGGCUUUUUGUUGGGGUUAUAAACUAUCGUGGCCUGUAGAAAUAUUUUAGAAGAGGUGGGAGACGUGAGCAGUGUUUGAAAUAUAAAAUCUUUCCAUCUCUGGUUCUGUGGUCUCUUGCUAUAGAAUGCAUCAGAUUGCUGACGUAGAUCUGGCUUGUGUUCACUGGGGUGCAAUGCUGAACUACGACCCUGUAGACUUAAAGCUGACAUCAUUGCUUCAUCUGACGGACUGGACAAUCUAAACAUAUUUCCAUUUGGAUAUUCCCUAAUCUGACCCUGGAUUCAUUUAAAACCAAAUGCAAAAUACUUCUGCUGUUAACUGUAUGACGUUUGAAUACUUUCAUUGCAAAAAGAACUGUUACUCUCCACAAAUGUGAUUGAAUUCUGUUUGUUAGGUCAUCUAUAUAAGCUCAUGUGUCUGGAGUGCUGAGUGACAUUAAGUUCAGUUAGGUUCAAUAACAAUUCCUUGGUUACCUCAUCAAGGAACCCUCCUAUGGUUUGUUAGUUUUCCUCACUGCUAUUUAAUGUAUAUUUCCAUGUAAAAAAGAGAACGCAUGUCAAGAAGCCUUCCCCUCUUCUUAAAAAGCAUCUCUCUAAUUGUGAAACCUUCUGUUUCAGAUGUGUGUUUUUUGAAACAUUUAGAAGUACAGUGCCCACAUCCACACAUUUGUUACUGGUGGAAUUGAUAAUGGCUUUUGUAAAUCAUUCAUAUUUAAUGUGACGCUAUUAAAUAAAAACAAACCAA
Messenger RNA from Esox lucius (northern pike), 4585 nucleotides. It is a transcript of the gene trim23, whose product is annotated as tripartite motif containing 23. NCBI's taxonomy places the organism in Eukaryota, Metazoa, Chordata, Actinopteri, Esociformes, Esocidae. Gene Ontology annotation, molecular function: zinc ion binding; GTP binding; GTPase activity. The record is from RefSeq and is a predicted model, not a curated record. The transcript has 11 exons. Bases 651 to 2156 code for a protein of 501 amino acids. Gene Ontology annotation, biological process: intracellular protein transport; vesicle-mediated transport. Gene Ontology annotation, cellular component: lysosomal membrane; plasma membrane; cytoplasm.